Molecule: messenger RNA, 1671 nt
Organism: Dendrobium catenatum
Lineage: Eukaryota; Viridiplantae; Streptophyta; Magnoliopsida; Asparagales; Orchidaceae
Exons: 2
Coding region: 1-1671 (556 amino acids)
Molecular function (GO): catalytic activity
Source: RefSeq, a predicted model, not a curated record
AUGGAUAAAAUUGUUGAUUUCCCGCUUGCUCUUUGGACCCCGACUGGUAUUUCUAAAGUUGCAAGCUACAUCGGUAUUCCUCUGUCGGUUGAUGCAUUAACGACUAAGCGAACUCGUCUCACUUUUGCUCGGGUCUGUGUGCAAAUCUCAAAGGAUUCUCCUCUUCCUGAUUCUAUUCCUUUGGAGAUUGAUGGGGAAGAUAUGAUUUUAAAGGUUGUUUACGAUUGGAAGCCGACUUCAUGUGAAGGUUGUCGUUCUCUUAUACAUCCCUUUUCCCUCUGUUCAAAAAAUCCUAAUCCUUCCUCUGCUCUUGUUUUACCUCCUAGGCCUCACGGGAGGAGUACCAGUCGCCCUCCUAGACCUAAUACUAGGAACCCUUCUAAAACCCCUCCUAUCUCUGUUGCUACCGAAAACCCCUUAUUACCUUCCCCUAUGUCGAUUGUUGAACCUCCAGUUAGCUCUGUUGUCAUCCCCAUUCCCCCUGCAGCCCCACCCAAACCUCCGGUUCUUCAGGAAGUCAAGGCUGUUGCUCCUUCUACUCUGAAUUUAAUUCAUAGUGAUCCUCACCUUCCUCUCCUCUUACCUCCAGGAAAUGCUAACCUUAUUCCUAACCUAAACUCUCCCAAUGCUGAAGACCACUCUGAAGCCUCUUCAUCCACUUCCAGUCCACUUGAAGUCCAUCAUCACACUUCUUCAUCUCUCCCUUCUUCCUCUAAUCUCCCUACAUCCAACAAAUUUAAGGCGUUAAUUGUUGAGGACUCUCCCAUUAUUGACGUCCCUAAUUUGCAGACCCUAUCAUUUUUUUGUCUUUUGGAAGCAAAAGUACAUUCCUCUUCUGUUGAUGAUGACUGGUUCAUUCAUUCUCACCGGAUUUUUGAUAAUGAGAUGCACUGUCAUAAUUUUGGUUUCUCCAUUUUGGGUCGUAUUUGGAUCAAAUGGGACCCUACCCACAUCUCUUUCUCCCCCUAUUUUAUCUCCUCUCAGUUGAUUCAUGGCAUUAUCUCUGUGGGGUCUUUACCACCUUUUCAACUCUCCAUUAUCUACGCUGCUAAUACUUUUGAAGAACAGACCUCUUUAUGGACUAAGAUCAGAGAGCUUACUCCCUCCUCUCCUCUCCCGUGGAUGGUUAUGGGGGAUUUGAAUUGUUAUAGAUUUCCUAAUGAGAAGGCGGGUGGUACCCCUGCCUCUGCGAGCAAGUUAUCUGAAUUGAAAGGUUUGGUUUUUGACUGUGGGCUUCAUGACUUGGCCUCUGUUGGGCUGUUGUAUACUUGGCAUAACCAGCGUUCUAAUCAUCCUAUUCAUAUUAAAUUGGACAGGGUUUUAGUGAAUUCUGACUUCCUUAACCAUUUCCCCCAAGCUCACUACAAGAUCACUGCCCCUGUCUGCUCUGACCACGCGCCUCUCUUCACUUCCAUCACUUCCCCGAAUGGCCUUCCUUGCCGCUUCUUAUUUAAGAAUUAUUGGACUUUCAUGAAUGGCUUUUGGGAUGAUGUGCUUACUGCUUUCUCUGAACCUUUUCUAAAAGGCCCUAUUUGUCACCUUCAGCACUGCAUUAAGGUUCUAAAAGGUUUAUUAAAGAAUAGAAGCUGGACUUCUUCCAAUUUCCUUUCUAACAGCAUCUUGGAGCUUAAGUGCAAUCUUCAAAUUUGCUUAGACAAUAUUCAAAUCUGA